CAACAAGAAAUUUACUUUUCCACAUUGUCUAGUUGCUAACCAACGGAGCUGUAUUUUACCAUAAAAUUCAUCAAACCAUCUUUUUGACUUACAGCAGCACCCCUCUCUUUUCUUCCAUCACUUCCCUCAUUAGCACAUAAAAAUUAGCUUUGUAACCCUUUUAUCAUCUUCAACCUCAUCACAUUCUAUUCAAGUUUUCGUAAUCGGAGAACCAAUACCGACAAAUCUCGUUUUCAUGGAUUCCCUUUGGUCACCAUGGAGAAAGUUGUCUGUGUUUCUAAUGGCCUAUUUGUCCUCGGUAGCGUUGUUGUCAUCAUCGUCGUGGUCACCAGAACAUGUACGAUACUCGACUAUAUCGGCUGCACCGGCAUUCUUGCCGAGUGCACCACUAGCCUCUUCUCCAAGUUUACCCCCAGAUAUUGAGCCUUUGUUCCCUACUCCUAAUGGCAUGGCACCUUCACCAACUGAUUCAUCGGUACCCACGAUUCCUUCAAGCCCCAGUCCCCCGAAUCCAGAUGACAUCUUGGCUCCAGCUCCUGGUUUCUCACUUUCUCCAGCAGAUCCUUUGCCGGUAUCCACUUCGGUUUAUCCAACAUCACCUUGUGCUCUAGAAUCAACAUUGUUUCUUGGCUUGCUGGUUCUUUGUUUAUUGCAGCAGCUGUCUUGUGUGUGAAUUUCUGUUUACUGCAACCCCCAAUUAGCCCUCCUAAUAGUUUCACUCUGAAUUUUUGUAACAUAUAUUGCUUACUUUGAUGUUAUUGUCCUGUGAAAAUGUAUGGCAUUGUUGUAUUAGCACAAAGA
This is a messenger RNA of Hibiscus syriacus, 801 nucleotides long. Its product is annotated as classical arabinogalactan protein 26. The coding region runs from base 236 to 673 and encodes 145 amino acids. Lineage: Eukaryota; Viridiplantae; Streptophyta; Magnoliopsida; Malvales; Malvaceae. The record is from RefSeq and is a predicted model, not a curated record. The transcript has a single exon.